AUGAUGUUGACGUGCGAUUAUUCUGAUCUAUCCGAAGAAAAUUCAAGAAAAUUUGCUAAAACAUGUGUAGAAAAAAAGCGUCGUGAUCGUAUUAAUAAAUGUCUCGAAGAAUUAAAAGACCUUAUAGCUUUAACUGAUGAUAGAGCACGGUAUCAAAAAUUAGAAAAAGCUGAAAUCCUCGAAAUGACCGUCAGUUAUAUUCGAAAUUUAAAACAACGAAUGAAUCAUCCAACAGACAAUUAUGAAAAUGGUUAUCGACAAUGUUCAGAAGAAAUAUGGAAAUUAAUUCAUUCGUCACCCAACAUAUAUCUUGAACAACGUCAACUUUUAGCAAAUCGUUGUCGACAAAUGUGGACUAAUCGUCGAUUAAUACACUAUCAUCCUUAUCAACAGCGAAUUAGCGAACCGAAAUGUCUACAAAUUAUCAUUAAUGAUUCCUGUUCUCCAUCAAGUCUAUCAUCGAAUUCUCUAAGUCCAUCAUCAGCAAAACUUUGGAAACCAUACAUGUAA
Rotaria socialis is the source of this 510-nucleotide messenger RNA. The record is from the annotation of a GenBank genome assembly. Lineage: Eukaryota; Metazoa; Rotifera; Eurotatoria; Philodinida; Philodinidae.